Molecule: messenger RNA, 792 nt
Organism: Radiomyces spectabilis
Lineage: Eukaryota; Fungi; Mucoromycota; Mucoromycetes; Mucorales; Radiomycetaceae
Product: maintenance of telomere capping protein 1
Exons: 2
Coding region: 1-792 (263 amino acids)
Source: RefSeq, a predicted model, not a curated record
AUGAAGAAUUUGCAAAGUCUCGUCAACAAGGAGAACAUUGAGAAACUUGGCAAUGAGCUUCGUAAUUUGACGCAAACUAUCAUGGAAACGGUCGCUCCUCCUAUUUCCGAGCAUGAAGUUGUCGAAGUCUGGUUAUCACAUGAUAUGGUGGGUUAUAGUGGAUUGGAAGCCCUUGUCUAUCGGUCCUUUGCACGCAUCAUGGAAUACACAGAAACAGGUCAGGUCAUCGUUCGUGGUACCAGCGAAAAGAGCACGGCCAACGAAGCGCCCAAUGUGCAAGAAUUGAAUAUGUGUGAAGGCCUUGUAGAAGGUACCAAAUUAACCAAGGCCAACAUUGAUCAUCUGGUGAAGACGUAUUAUACCCCACCCAAGUCCGGGACCACGUUCACACCACAGUCGGGAGCUGUUCCUGUCAUUAAUUGCCCUGUUUUUAUGGCCAUUCAACCUGUAAAGUAUGCCAUGCCUUCCUGGGGAAAUGAUUCUGGAGAGGACGACGAAGAGACGCAUCAACUGGUCUACUUGAUCUUAUUAUACGACCCUACCCAUCAGUUGAAAUUCAAGACCCUGUCACAAACCAUGCCUCUUUCAUGGCUCGAUGUUCCUUAUGAGGAGAAUGAAUGGAUUGAGGAUAAAAUGGUGGAAACAUUGCAGAUGGCGGUCAGAACCAUUGCUCAAGAUUAUGUAUGGACGCGCAUGACCGGAGGACAUCAAGCCAUGCAAGCCACAGCCAACGAGGUUAACAAAUCCAGUGAAACCCAGGAAGCAUCCUUGAAAACUGAAAAAGAACCUUGA